UUGCGACUACCCUACGAGCUCCGUCGCAAGAUCUACUCUUACCUCCUACCCUACACAGAAACAAAAACCUCUUCGGGCAGUUUGAUCGCAGAAGCAACAACCGGAUCAUCAGCGGCGAGUACGGCACAUAAAACCCACCUGGCAUCUCUACCAUCCGCCAAAUACGCAAAAAAUACCAUCCUCUGGCAUCGUGGACAAACCUCUAUACUCAGUGCAUGCCGCCAAUUACACGCAGAAUGCUCAACAAUCCUAUAUGGCGAAAAUACCUUCGUGCUCUGGAUAUCUUACGAUCAAAUCCAAUUUCGAUUUCGCUGGGUGCUUGCGUCAGGAUUGGCGCCGUCACAUGCGUAUGAUUUCCUGGCUGGGUGGGGAGGAGCAAAGUAUAUCGGGAAGAUAAAAAAAGUGGUCAUGACGGUGGAUUGCGUAGAUGAGUAUACGGGGAUGAUCAAGUAUAAUGUAGGUGGGAGCGGAUUGACUCAUGGUCUACGCUUGCAAGUCCAAAAAUUGGUACGGGCGAUC
Molecule: messenger RNA, 519 nt
Organism: Aureobasidium pullulans EXF-150
Lineage: Eukaryota; Fungi; Ascomycota; Dothideomycetes; Dothideales; Saccotheciaceae
Exons: 1
Source: RefSeq, a predicted model, not a curated record